CGAGAGCAUCCAUUCGGCGUGACUAUGCAGCAACAUUACAAGUGAUAUAUGUUUGUUUGCGUUAUUUCGGAAUGGAGGAUGCAAGAGAUGACAAAACCAUCAAGGGAUUUGUAGAUAGACUCACCUUUGGCAUAACUCGAGUUUUGGAGAGUCUUCCAGGUGUGUUGGAUGUACGAUUUGCAGAGAAAGCCCCUGCAGAAAAACGAUGCCUUAUGUCCUGGGAGCAGGUAUGAAGAAAAACAACUGUGCAUUGCCUGAAGAUCUCAGAGAUUUCUAUCUCACGACAGAUGGCUUCCUACUUACCUGGAACUCUAAGCUGGGAAAUGAAGUAGUUUCAGUGGGUUGCAUGGUGAUCAACAGUCUUGCUCAGUUACGUCCUCUGAUUCAGUCAAGUGUAUAUUCCCUCCCCAAUGCACCUACCUUAGCUGAUCUUGAUUUUGAUGAUGAUUUAGAAGAAUCUGAUGAUCCUGAACAACCUCAUUUUGAUUCUCGCAGCCGCAUCUUUGAGCUGGACACCUGCAAUGGGAAUGGCAAAGUCUGCCUUGUUUACAAGAGUUGCUCUCCAGGUGUAAUAGCCCAGCAGUGCGAGGUGUGGUUCUUGGACCGAUCUCUUUUCUGGCACUGUCUCACCCCCUCCUUCACUGCUUACUACCGGCUUAUGAUCACUUAUCUGGGUCUGCCAGAGUGGCAGUAUAAUUUCACUCCUUAUGGCCCCAGCCCACAAGCUAAGCAAUGGGCAGCCUUGUACCAACCACUGACGUUCCAUUGUGACCCCAAUCAUGACACAGCCAGUGAACCUUUAUUAAACAAGCUUGACCCAGCCAAGGCAUUCCGCGGAAAGGCCAAGCCACCCACACCUAAGAAGAAGCAGCCAGCACAGGUGCCAGCCAGUGGAGGGAACACAGCCAAAGGACAGGGGGUCUCAGGGAGACAUGGCAUGAUUAAGCGAUGACCCCACA
Molecule: messenger RNA, 959 nt
Organism: Xyrauchen texanus (razorback sucker)
Lineage: Eukaryota; Metazoa; Chordata; Actinopteri; Cypriniformes; Catostomidae
Gene: tpgs2
Product: tubulin polyglutamylase complex subunit 2
Exons: 7
Coding region: 206-952 (248 amino acids)
Biological process (GO): protein polyglutamylation
Source: RefSeq, a predicted model, not a curated record